CCCCGUUUCUCCCGACGCUCACAUCUCCACCUUUUGCUGCAACCUGUUAAAUCCUGAAAUCGGCCCUGCGCCCUCAUUUGCUGCCCCAGCCCCGGGAGGUGGUCGCUCGGCUCUGUGAGGCCGUACCGAGGGCAGCCCUUUAUUUCCCGGGGAGGAAUGCAUUUCAAGCGAGACGUGGAAAGCAGUCGGGGUACUGUCAGCCACGGGAACUUCUUUUCGACUUAGGACGUUGUUUCUGAUUUUAGUUUCUCAGCCGUGACCUCAUGGGGGCAUUGACGUCUUUGUGAGAUGUCAGCGAGGGUGUGCUGAUGUUUCUUUGAACCCAAGCUUUUGUUCGAAUUCCCUCGGUAACUCUUUAAAAUAGUCAGAGAAAGGCUUCUUAACUUACUCUGUGGGUUUGAUUUCUGCAUUUCUCUAAGUUUCAUCUGCUUUUAGAACGUCUCUGAAAAGCCGGGGUUCUGAUUCCUUGAGGCUUCCUUGGGGAGCAGGAAGUGGAGAGCUUUUCUGUCACUCACCUCGGCAUGGUUCUGAAAGCUGACUGGAAAUGGUAGCUUUAUGAGCUUUGUUUCUUCAGAACCCCUCAGCUUCUGGACACGCACAUUUGUGCACAUUCCCUGACUGACAACUGUAGUAAAACCUUUCUCAAUUGAAUUUUAUUAGAUGAAAGACAAUGCCUCUUGUUGGUAUUUAUCUUUAUAAUGAUUGUGCAUUGUAGGCUUUCUGGCUGGUUGUUUGGAUUGGUAUUUCCCAUAUGAGGAAACAACCACAGAGAGCAAAUUUGGCAUUUUCAAAAAAGGUCGCCAAGUGUAAUAACCACAACUUGUGGAUUUAGCAGCUCUUUUCUGGUUAUAGCAAGCAUUCCCAGCUUUUCUGUGCAUCUUGUGGAGAGGGAGACAAAAGUCUCAAGGCAUGUAUCCAAAAUGGCCAGGUCUAUGAGCCUCUGGACUAAACGCACUACCUACAGCAAGACAUCAAGGUGUUUGCUAGACAGUUGUACGCUCUUCAAAUAUUCACUGAGCCACGUGGCUUCCUUUGAAAGUUAACUGGCUUUACCAGGAAACCAUUUUUCACAUUAAUGCUGUAUCCUGACUCUCCUAUGAGAAAAAAUAAAAUGGGGGAGGCUGUACACAGACCUGAUCAUCUGUUGAGAGAUGACGUUUCUUAAUAUUUUAAACCUACAGAAGGGUAUUCUGUUAGGCUUCGGAUUUUGACUGGAAAAACUCCCAGCAGCACUCUCCAGCCAUUUUCUCUGGAAAGCCUGUUCUUCUAUAGGACUUGGAGUUGUUUACAACAGGCCCUCCAACUGAUACAGUAAUUUUACACUAUUCUAGUAAAAAAGAGGUGCUUCCUUAAAAUAAACAACUGUGUGUGGGGAAACCUGCGAAAUCCAGGCCACCCUGUACAUCUCUAAACUAAGUGUUACUGUUUUCAUUUUUCAGUGGCUUGAAUACUUGAAAAUAUGGGGUUGUAGAGGUAAAUUCUGCCGAACAAUCAUAAUGCCACUCUUUGUUCUGUUUAAGUAUGAUCCUGUCAAAGAUUGCGUGCCUUUGUAGUAGAUGUUAAAUAUUUGGAACUGAUAACUAAACAGUUAAACAGGUUUACAGUAUAUUUUUAUUUUCUAAUACCAUAUUGAUUGCUUUUGGAUGGAAGCUGGAGUUACAACUGAGUUACACAGACAUAAUAAAUUUCAUAGAUUUGCAGUGGCAAAGGGCUUGCUACUGAAGAUAUCAAAGAGUUAAUGUGGCUGUAACAGUUUGAUUGCAUUGGGAAUAGUGAAAUUUUGUAGGUCACUAGUGUACCUGUGAAGGGCAGAAGGCAUGAUAGUGGUGUCUGUUUCAAAAUCAUGUGGUCUCUAUUGAGAAAUGCAAAUGCUGUGGCAUAGAGAGAAUACGAGUGAACAGAAGGCCUGUUAGUGUGUAGACCAUUGAACAGUAAGACUUAACCCUGUGUAUGUAAAAACUAUGUUCAGGCAUAAACUUGUUCCUUAACGCUGGGCUAGAGCAGACGUAACAGGAGAGAAUGCAUAGGGUUGGGAAACGUUAAGGGGCAGAAGUGGAAGGAGAAAUAAUCCUCGGUGACACAGACCUGAGGCAGGGAAGAUGCAUCGUCAGACUCCAGGAUUACGUUUUUGGGAGUUGCUGUUUAACCAUGUUUGCCAGUCUGGAAUUACCUGAAGACCUGUUGCAUGUCACAAAAUACUGAAGUUGUGGAAUUUGUUUUGGUCAACUGGAAUACUUCUCAAGUCAAGUGCAGCAGCAUUCUGUCAGGAAACCACUUCUGCUUGUUCUAGUGGACGAACAGCUUGGAUACUGCAAUGGCCACCAUUUUCAAAGUCAUACAGUUUGUCUCACAGACCCUAGCAUUGGGUCACCUGCAUCAUCUUAAUGUCUGACAGGCUCCCAUUGUUGGAAACAAUGGUUUUGGAUGAUCUACCUAACUUAAAAGAUACAUAUGCCUCCUUGUACUCCUCAGCUAUGGAAGACUUAGAGGUGGAUUUUGAUUCAGGACUGGAGGAAGAUGAACUGAAACAGGAGGCUGCUCCUGAGGAUUCCACGAUCUUUGUAGCUUUUAAAGGAAAUAUAGGUGACAGAGACUUUGAGCAGAAGCUAGAUACCAUAUUGGAGAAUGUGCCUGGCCUUUUACACAUGGAAUCCAACAAGUUAAAACUGCAGAAGAUAGAGCCUUGGAACAGUGUCCGCGUUACCUUCAAUAUACCCCGUGAAGCUGCUGAGCGGCUGCGAAUUCUGGCUCAGAAUAAUAACCAACAGCUUCGUGACCUGGGAAUUCUCUCAGUUCAAAUUGAAGGGGAAGGUGCUAUCAAUUUAGCUUUAGCUCAAAACAGAAGCCAAGAUGUCCGAAUCAAUGGGCCCCUGGGAGCAAGCAACUCAGUGCGAAUGGAAACGGGGUUUCCCAUGCAAGGAGGACAAGGUUUAAUAAGAAUGAGCAAUGCUGCAGCUGUCAUGAUGUCCCAGAGUGGAAAUGUGCCUUCCUCUAUGGUGGCAAGUGGUGCUAGUGCUGAGCUGCAGCCAAGAACACCCCGGCCUUCCUCACAGCCAGGUGAUGCAAUGGACCCACUCUUAUCUGGGCUAAAUAUCCAGCAGCAAAAUCAUCCAUCUGGAUCUUUAGCUCCCCAGCUCCAUUCAAUGCAGUCAGUUCCUGUAAACAGGCAGAUGAACUCAGCCAACUUUCAGCAGCUACAGCAGCAGACGCAGUUGCAGACACGUCCUCCCCAGCCACAUCAGCAGCCACAGCAGGGUAUUCGACCUUCAUUUACUUCACCAGCACAGGUUCCAGUUCCCCCUGGCUGGAACCAGCUUCCUUCAGGAGCACUUCAGCCUCCUCCAACCCAGGGAGCAUUGGGUACAUUGACAGUAAACCAGGGUUGGAAAAAGGCCCCAUUGCCUGGACAAAUGCAGCAGCAACUUCAAGCAAGACCAUCUCUAGCAACAGUACAAACUCCUACUCAUCCUCCACCUCCAUAUCCUUUUGGAAGCCAGCAAGCGUCCCAGGCUCACUCAAACUUUCCCCAAAUGAGCAAUCCUGGCCAGUUUACUGCUCCUCAAAUGAAAAGCCUUCAGGGAGGGCCCUCACGGGUUCCUACGCCACUACAACAACCCCACCUGACCAACAAGUCUCCUGCUUCCUCUCCCUCCUCCUUCCAGCAGGGAUCUCCUGCAUCAUCUCCAACAGUUAACCAGACGCAGCAGCAGAUGGGACCAAGGCCUCCCCAGGGUAGCACAGUUCCCCAGGGAUUUCAGCAGCCUGUCAGUUCUCCUAGUCGUAAUCCUAUGGUGCAACAGGGGAACGUACCCCCCAACUUCAUGGUGAUGCAGCAGCAAAACCAAGGUCCACAAGGUUUACACCCUGGUUUAGGAGGAAUACCCAAGCGCCUCCCCCCAGGGUUCCCUGCAGGCCAGGCUAACCAGAACUUCAUGCAAGGUCAGGUGCCUUCCACAGCUCCAGGAACACCAGUGAACAGUGGAGCGCCGCAGCUGCAAACUAGCCAAAACGUGCAGCACACAGGUGGCCAAGGAUCUGGACCUCCUCAAAAUCAGAUGCAAGCACCACAUGGCCCACCAAAUAUGGUGCAGACCAAUCUAAUGGGACUUCAUGGAAAUAUGAACAACCAGCAGGCUGGUGCUAGUGGGGUGCCGCAAGUUAACAUGGGCAACAUACAGGGACAGCCUCAGCAAGGACCACAGUCUCAGCUUAUGGGAAUGCAUCAGCAAAUUGUAUCCUCUCAAGGACAGAUGGUAAACAUUCAGGCUCAGGGAUCGCUGAAUCCUCAAAACCAGAUGAUACUUUCUCGAACUCAGCUCAUGCCACAAGGCCAAAUGAUGGUGACACCACAAAACCAAAAUCUUGGUCCUUCUCCUCAAAGGAUGACCCCACCCAAACAGAUGAUUCCCCAGCAGGGACAACAGAUGAUGUCUACACACAAUCAGAUGAUGGGACCUCAGGGCCAGGUCUUGUUGCAGCAAAACUCAAUGAUGGAGCAGAUGAUGACCACUCAGAUGCAAGGAAAUAAACAGCCUUUUAGUACUCAAAACCAGUCCAAUGUUAUGACGGGGCCAGCUCAACUGAUGAGAGGACCAACCCCAAACAUGCAAGGAAACAUGGUGCAGUUCACUGGGCAGAUGAUGGCACAGCAAGGCCCUGUGAAUGGUAAUCCUUCUCAGGUUAUGGGAAUUCAAGGGCAAGUUUUAAGACCCACUGGACCUGGUCCUCACAUAUCUCAGCAACUUGGGGAUACUACUACUACAACAAAUAAUGAUGUGAACUUGACACAGAUGUUACCGGAUGUUCCUGUGCAGCAGCCAAACAUGGUGCCUUCUCACAUGCAAGCAAUGCAAGGAAACAACAAUGCUUCAGGGAGUCAUUUCUCUGGCCAUGGGCUGCCUUUCAAUACAGGGUUUAGUGGAACGCCAAAUGGGAAUCAGAUUUCCUGUGGGCAGAAUCCUGUUUUUCCUGUCAAUAAAGAUGUUACACUCACAAGUCCGCUCUUGGUUAACCUUCUACAAAGCGAUAUAUCAGCAGGGCACUUUGGUGUGAACAACAAACAAAAUAAUCAGAAUGCCAACAAGCCGAAGAAGAAGAAGCCUCCAAGGAAGAAGAAAAAUAAUCAACAACUAGAACAAACAACUUCUUCAGAACCACGUCCAGCUGGCCUGGAGGAGAGUGAUCAGUCAUCGAUGUCUGGAGAACAAGGAAUGAAUUUAGAUAAUUCAGGCCCUAAACUUUCAGAUUUUGCAAGUAGGCCACCAGGUUAUCCAUCUCAGCCGGUGGAACAAAGACCACUUCAGCAGAUGCCACCUCAACUCAUGCCACAUACACAGCAGCCACAGCAGCAGCAGCAGCCACAGCCACCACCACAGCAAGCCCAGGCACCACCACAAACACCACAGCAACAGCAGCAGAUGAUGAUGAUGCUUAUGAUGCAGCAGGAUCCCAAAUCAGUCAGGCUUCCUGUACCACAAGGAGUUCACCCACCUAGAGGGCCUCUGAAUCCAGAUGCUCAACGAAUGCCAAUGCAGCAAAGCAGUAACAUGCCAGUAAUGGUUAACCUCCAAGGUCCUGGAUCAGUGCCUCCAUCUCCUGAUAAACAAAGAAUUUCCUUGCCAGGCAAUCCUCCUCUGGGAAAUAAUGCAAGAAAAAUGGUUUAUCAAGAUAAUGUACAGAAUCCUUCCAGCUCACCCCUUGGAGAGGUUUCAUCAGUAUCCUCCCUUCCAGAAGGAGGUGGAGCUGAAGGCCCCCCAGCAUCAGUAGCUCAGAAUAAUUUGACAUCUCAUUUAGUAGUUUCACAGAACCAAUUAAUGAUGACGGGACCCAAACCUGGACUGUCUCCACUUUCAACUGCACAAGGUGCAAGUCCCCAGCAGCAGUCUAAUUCUCUGCCUAGUGCUCUUACACACCAUUUUCCAAAUGUUGCCACCCCAUCACAAACUUCAAGGCCUAAAACCCCAAACAGAGCAAGCCCAAGGCCAUACUAUCCUCAGACUCCUAAUAAUCGUCCGCCUAGCACAGAACCAUCAGAAAUUAGCUUGUCUCCAGAGAGACUCAAUGCUUCUAUAGCUGGUCUGUUCCCUCCCCAGAUUAAUAUUCCUUUACCUCCCAGGCCUAAUCUCAAUAGAGGAUUUGAUCAGCAGGGUCUUAAUCCCACUACUUUGAAGGCCAUUGGACAAGCCCCAUCAAAUCUCACAAUUAACAAUCAGUCUAGUUUUGCUGCUCCACAGUCACACAAAUUGGAAGGCGUGGUCAUUAAUUCAGGAAAACAAACCAACACUGGAGGAACAAAGAGAGCAAGUCCAAGCAAUAGUCGAAGGUCUAGUCCUGGAUCCAGUAGGAAAACUACACCAAGCCCUGGCAGACAGAAUUCAAAAGCAGCUAAAUUAUCAUUGACAACUCAGCAGAACCCAUCUCUCUUGCAGAACAUGGAAUUACAAAGAAAUAUGAUGGCUGGUCCCUCUUCUUUGCCGACACCUGUGACUACAAGUUUUCAAAAUAAUAACAUGCUAAGUAAUCAGAAUCCUGCUAUUUCUGCACCUGCUAUGACUGGCAUUCCUGAAGACAAUAAAGAGAGCCUUAGUGUGCCUCAAGAUAAUGAGUGUCAAAGUGCACAAGGUGUCCAAGGUAACAAAGACCAGCCGAGUAUUGAACUAAAAGGUAUCCCUACUCCAGAAAUGAAAAUGUUGGUUUCAGAAGAACAGUCAAAAAAAGAUGGGCAAGCCUUAGACACCAGUAAGCUUCCAGUCAUGGAGGAAAGUAAAACCAUGGUAUCUCCAGCUAUGAGGGAGGCACCAACUUCUUUAAGUCAACUUCUUGAUAAUUCUGGAGCUCCUAAUGUAACCAUUAAGCCCCCUGGGCUGACUGGUCUUGAAAUGGCACCGAUAGUCACUACUGGUGAGGAGCUAAAGAAGAUAGCUGUCAUUCCUCCACUACAAGAUUCAUCCUUGAGCAAAGAGCCAUCUAAUUCACUUAGCUUGCCUCAAAAUAAUGAGCCCUGUUCAAAUCCAGGGCACCAGGAACUGGGAGAAAUGAACUCAAAUGUUGCACAGAGUGUUCCUCCAGUAAUGCAAAGGCCUGUCAGCUCUUCUAUUUCAGGUUCUUUACCCCCCAACCAGAUAACAGUUUUUGUAACUUCAAACCCUAUUACAUCUUCUGCUAAUACAUCAGCACCGUUGCCAUCUCACUUGCAACCUGCGUUGGUGUCGACUGUUGUCACAAUGCCCAACGUAGGGAGCAAAGUUAUGGUUUCUGAGGGACAGUCAGCAGUUCAGUCUAACUCCCGGCCACAGUUCAUUACACCCGUUUUUAUAAACUCAUCGUCAAUAAUUCAAGUUAUGAAGGGCUCUCAAUCAAGUACGAUUCCAGCAGCCCCGAUGACUUCUAACUCUAGUCUAAUGCCUCAGUCAGUUGCGGUUGUUGGUCCUUUGCACAUACCGCAGAAUAUAAAGUUCUCUGGGCCCGCUCCUCCCAGCACAUCGUCCAGCAGUCCUGUUUCUAGUAUUCCCACCAGCAGGCCACUGGUUCUUAAUCCCUUGGCACCUCCUAUUCAGCUGUCUUCUCCUGCUACAACUUCUUCCAAUGUUCCUUCACAUCCUCCUGCUCAGCAAGUCAAAGACUUCAGCCCAGAGGAGACCACUUCUCAAAGUGGUGGGUCAAGCGACCAGGGCUCUGUUACAGCAAUGCAGUCUGGACCUGUGGUUUCACCUCUUCUUACGAGUAGUCCAGGAUCUGGGAACAGACGCAGUCCUGUUUCUUCGAGUAAGGGAAAGGGAAAAGUAGACAAGAUUGGCCAACUCUUGCUGACUAAAGCAUGCAAGAAAGUCACUGGCUCCCUUGAGAAAGGGGAAGAGCAAUAUGCUUUGGAUGGAGAAGCAGAAGGUCAGGGACUAGAAAUGUCAGUCCCAAAUAGUUUGGGAACAGAGCAAUCACCAGCAGAACUAGAUAAUAAAACUGUGACACCUCCAGCACCCAGUCUUAUAAAACAGAGCACUUCUGGGGCUGGCAGUUCGAGUGUCAGCACUGCGGCUGCUGCUCCUGCCUCUGCAUCUCCAAGCGUACCAACAAGCACUCCUCCUACGAGCGUCCUGUCGGUUGUAACCACUCUUGCAGUCCCAGACCCCGUGCCUGCAGCACCAAGCACUAAUGGUAGUAACCACAGCAGUUUACCAGCUGAGCAAACUGGGGUUGGUGUGGUGGAGGAAAAAGCAGGAGCACAUCAGGAACUGCUACAAAGUACAGCAUCCUCUCAGCAUUUAACACAGAAAAAAAGUUCAGUUGCACCAUCAGAAAGUACUGUUCAAAGAACAGAACUUGAAACAAAUGCUCCAGUAGUUGCUGGUCAAAGAAAUAUUUUGUCCCACUUUAUUAGUAAUGAGACAAAAGAGAAUUGUGAAAAGUCUAAAACUCCAAAUAGAAGAAAUUCAAGAACAGAGGACUCUGCCGCUUCACAGGAAACUGUAGAGAAUGGACAGCGCAAGAGGUCCUCCAGACCAGCAUCUGCAUCCAGCACUGCAAAAGAGACGAGUGCCAGUGCAAUGCAGUCAAAAAGAAGAAAAUCCAAGUAAAUUACUGCAUGGAAACAUGAGACUUGUAAAUGAGUGUGAAUUUACCAAUAGCAAUUUUGAGCUGUGAUUUUUCUUUUUUAAAUAAAAUUCUGUACAGUAAGUCAUUUUAAUAUUAUACUGUUCCCAAUAAAUGAUUUUUUUCUAAAAAACAGAUAAAUAGAUACAAAAACUGGGUUCUUCUAAAACCCCCUGGAUUUACAAAGUGAAGUCCAGGGUUAGCACAUUAGGUUAAUGUGUUUGUAUGAAAUGGAGGGGGUGGGGAAGACAAUUGUAAAUUUAUUUGUUUCCACUUUUCAUAAAUUUUAGAAUACAGGGUUGUCAUUUUUAGGUAUUAAAAUAAUGUAUUGUGCUGUUGUUUAAGUACUGUAUGUGAAUAGCAGUAAGAGGGUUUAUAAACAAACCUGAUCUUGUUUGGAAAUGUAAAUAAUUUUAUUAUAUAGUAGAUCUGAUGUAUUUGUUGUAGAAAUGGACCAGUGAAACAAAAAAAAUAAAUUUAAGGGUUUGUAUAAUGUGGAAUCCCUCAUGCUCUAAAUAAAUGUUAUUGUC
Messenger RNA from Haliaeetus leucocephalus (bald eagle), 9116 nucleotides. It is a transcript of the gene NCOA6, whose product is annotated as nuclear receptor coactivator 6. The record is from RefSeq and is a predicted model, not a curated record. Gene Ontology annotation, biological process: positive regulation of transcription by RNA polymerase II. NCBI's taxonomy places the organism in Eukaryota, Metazoa, Chordata, Aves, Accipitriformes, Accipitridae. Gene Ontology annotation, cellular component: nucleus; histone methyltransferase complex; transcription regulator complex. The transcript is spliced from 16 exons. The coding region runs from base 2385 to 8570 and encodes 2061 amino acids.